GUUCGUCGUCAGUAUUUCGCUAACGUGCAAUAUGGUGCCUAAGAUUGUACUUUUGGUCGCGUUGGCAGCUGUUGCUGUUAAUGCCAGAAGGGCGCCCCAUGCGGACUAUGUUGAAAACCUUAUCAAAUCUAGUGGAGCUCGUUUCUCCAGCGAUAUCUUAGAGGAUUCCUUGCUUGAUGCGCCGGGUCUUAUUGCUAAAUAUGGAUACCCCAUCGAGAUCCACCACGUGACUACCUCCGACGGCUACAUCCUCGAGAUGCACAGGAUCCCGCACGGCCGGGAUGAGCACAACACUCGGGACCCCAGCAAACCCAUCGCCUUCAUCAUGCAUGGACUCCUGUCUUCCUCCGCCGACUUCAUCGUCAAAGGACCUGGCAAUGCUUUAGCUUACGUGCUCGCUGAAGCCGGUUACGAUGUUUGGCUGGGCAACGCCCGAGGAAACUUCUACUCCCGUAACCACCUCAGCUUGAACCCGUCCAGCACCUUCAACCAGAACUUCUGGAAGUUCAGCUGGGAUGAAAUCGGCAACUUCGACUUGCCCGCCUUCAUCGACUACAUACUCGAGACCACCGGACAAUCCAAACUCCACUACAUCGGCCACUCUCAAGGAGGAACUACUUUCUUGGUUCUGAACUCUUUGAGACCAGAAUACAAUGAGAAGUUCAUCUCUUUCCAAGGCUUGGCUCCAGCUUCUUUCAUGAACAACAACAAUGUGUCCAUGUUCCAGUCUUUGGCACCCUUCGAAAAUGUGAUUGAGAGCACCGCUUAUCUCCUCGGUUUUGGUGAAGUAUUCGGAGACCGCGAGUUCAUCGCUUGGUUCAAAGCCAACUACUGCGAUGAAGGUUCAAUCUUCGCCGAUUUCUGCAGCUCUACCAUCACUGGUCUUAAUGAAAGAGAAUUCUAUAACACUACUAUGGUCCCUCUGUUCCUCUCUCAUGUGCCCGCUGGAGCUUCCAUCCGUCAGAUCGCCCACUACGGUCAGGUGAUCAGGUUCGAAGCCUUCCGUCGCUACAACCACAACGGGCUCACUAACAUGAUCGUCUACGGUUCCUGGAACCCACCUGAGUACGACUUGUCCAAGGUCACCGCACCCUCUUACCUCCACUACGGGGCCAGUGACAAAGAAGUGAACUACAAGGACUUGCACAUUCUAGCCUCCAGGUUACCGAACGUCAUCGGUAAAUUCAGGAUCGAGAGAGAAACUUUCAACCACUACGAUUUCAUCUGGGGUAUCGAUGCCAGACAAGUGCUAUACGACAAACUCGUGUACUACAUGAAGGACGCCGAAAGUAGACAAUAAUUUUAACAAUGCUUGUAUAUAGUGUAAAUAUUGUAUUAUAUAAGGACCACGAUUCUGUACCUUAAACGCUACCAAAAUAAUACCAAAAAGUUUUAAUAAACAACAAAUUAUUUUAAAUA
Trichoplusia ni (cabbage looper) is the source of this 1419-nucleotide messenger RNA. RefSeq names its product lipase 3-like. The record is from RefSeq and is a predicted model, not a curated record. Gene Ontology annotation, molecular function: hydrolase activity, acting on ester bonds. NCBI's taxonomy places the organism in Eukaryota, Metazoa, Arthropoda, Insecta, Lepidoptera, Noctuidae. Gene Ontology annotation, biological process: lipid metabolic process. The transcript has 5 exons. Bases 32 to 1300 code for a protein of 422 amino acids.